Molecule: messenger RNA, 655 nt
Organism: Oryza sativa Japonica Group (Japanese rice)
Lineage: Eukaryota; Viridiplantae; Streptophyta; Magnoliopsida; Poales; Poaceae
Source: RefSeq, a predicted model, not a curated record
GCCAUAAACCCACUGCAACAAAGCAGAACGUGCUAGCCGGUGAGAGCCUGCGCGAGGAUGGCAAACCUCACGGCCACCGGUCUCCUGGUCGCGUUCCUCUUCGUCGCCGCGGUUGCCAUCGCGGACGGCCGGAGCCUCUCCGUCGCACACGAGAAGUUCCACGGAGACGGAGCUGCAGCUGACCAUCACUAUGUGGCGCCGGAGCACGCGACGACGCCGCUCCCGCUGAUCUGCACCGGGGUGCACGGGGUGGAGGCCGGCGAGACCUGCGACUCCAUCGCCCGGCGCUUCCACGCGGGGCUGGGCCGCGCGCCUUUCUUCCGCCUCGUCUCCCUCAACCCGAACAUCAACUGCCGGGAGCUCUUCGUCGGCCAGUGGGUGUGCAUCCAGGGCCUGCUCCCCGUUUGAUUCGCCCCACGGCGCGCCGCGACUCCCGACUGCCGUGCUGCAGCUUGCCACGAAUAAAGCGGUGAUACACCUUUCGGACAGAAAAAAAAAAGAGAGAGAGAAUAAAGACAUGGGCUGCCGGCGCCUGCCCAUGCUGCCAUGCAUACAUGGUCAUGCGCGUGUGUACUACAUAUGCAUCUCAAAAUAGAGAGGUGUUCUAAAGUUGUUCUUGUGUGAUGAUUAAGGAGACCUGGUUGUGUUAAGUCUA